This is a messenger RNA of Microplitis mediator, 1315 nucleotides long. RefSeq names its product protein hunchback-like. The record is from RefSeq and is a predicted model, not a curated record. The transcript is spliced from 3 exons. Gene Ontology annotation, molecular function: RNA polymerase II transcription regulatory region sequence-specific DNA binding; DNA-binding transcription factor activity, RNA polymerase II-specific. NCBI's taxonomy places the organism in Eukaryota, Metazoa, Arthropoda, Insecta, Hymenoptera, Braconidae. Gene Ontology annotation, biological process: regulation of transcription by RNA polymerase II. The coding region runs from base 64 to 1137 and encodes 357 amino acids.
CAUUAUUCAAACUUUUAAAAUUACUAAUUUGUUAAAAUUUUCUUUAUUCACAGGUGUUAUCUAAUGGACUUGAUAUUUCGUCUCCGGAGGUCACUUCAACAAAUAAAUGACAGUAUGUUGGGACAGGAAUUCCAGCAGACCAAUAAUCAUAAUAAUGAUUUCAAUCUUGGACCACAAAAUGGACCCACUUCAAGUACAUUUGGGUAUUAUGCGCAACUCACUCCUCCGUAUUCACCUGAUUCUAAGGAGUGCACUUCUUCGGUUGCUGUGCCUCCGGCACUCCAGCAAAGCAGUUCGACUUAUGUUGGAGAUUAUCACGGGGGUAGUAAUUUGUCACAUGGCCCAUUCCAUUCUGAUACCGGAGUUGAUCCUACAAGUACUCUAGCAGCAAGGGUGUCUCCAAGUAUAUCCCAACAAUCUGACUUUUCCACACGAAACACUUCACUACACGAAAACGACGUCAACAUUUCUCUGCCGAAUGCUAAAAAUGAUGGCGGUCCAUUCAAUGGACCAAAACCGGGCGGUCCAGAACCGGGCCAGUCAACUCGACGGGUAAGCAAAAGAAAAUCAGUCAAAUGCAAGAAGUGUCAAGUGCCAUUUGACACAGAAGUUGAGUUGCGGACUCAUCAGGAAGAGACUCACUUUAAUCCGGAGAAAAUCAUUCGAUGCCCGAACGAGAACUGUGCGUUUGUAACUGACCUAAAACACCAUUGGGAGUACCACAUGAAAAGGCACGGAGGAACAAAACCUUUCGGGUGUGACCUGUGCUCAUAUAGUUGCAUUAACAAGGCAAUGCUAAAGAGCCACAUGAAAAAACACUCGAAGAUAUUUCAAUACCACUGUCGUGACUGCCAAGUGAAAUCCAACUUUCACCAUGACUUCAAGAAGCAUCUUGAGGCGACCAGACAUCGACAAGGGCCAACCUUCGAUGAGUAUGGGAACCCUUCUGACAAGAUAAUUGAUGUCGGCGGGAAGCGCAGAGGACUGAAAAAGCCUGCCCAAAAAGAAACAAAAAUCUGCCCAGCAACAGUGGUGUCUCCUCCUGAAACUUCACAUUAUAGCUUGGGCCCUGUUCAAGUCGCUCCACUGGACCUGAGCAAAACAGGUUCAAGUAUCAAUCCAAUGGACCUAAGCUAAUGGACGUAAGUGUAUUAAAAAAAAAUAAUAAUGUAUUGACUGUAUAUUAUUCAGUACAUUAUUAUAAAAUUAGUUUUCCACACAAAUUAUCAGUCAGUAAUUAAAAUGUUUGAUGUAAAUCUAAAAAAUUUUAAAUUCAAAGGGGGUCAAACCAAAAUUACAUUUUUUUUUUUUCUAA